Molecule: messenger RNA, 1716 nt
Organism: Thelazia callipaeda (thelaziosis nematode)
Lineage: Eukaryota; Metazoa; Nematoda; Chromadorea; Rhabditida; Thelaziidae
Source: the annotation of a GenBank genome assembly
AUGGCAGUGGGUUGUUUUAAUCAACCCUCGAUGGUACCAAACGAAGAUAAACUAUCUUUUUGGGGUACCAGUGCUUCGCCAUCACCACCUAAUAGCUCAAAUUUAUUUCAUUCUUGCUGGUCGCCGAUGCCUGCAUAUACAUCCGAUCUUUUAUCAUCACCUUGGCAUUCUGGACGCAGUUGGACUAGUAGAAACAUGGAGCAGGAAUGUGCUGGCAGCGAUCAUACCGAAAGUACACAUUCAGAAUCGGAUCCCCAGAUUUCUCCCAUUCAACAACAUUCACCAACUCAUUUGCAUUAUGCAAAUUUAUGGAGGAAAUCAGUUGAUGAAGCACUUAAUGCAGCAGAUUCAUCUCAUAUUUCGCAACACUCGAUGCCCUCAUCAUCAAAAUUUUUUUCAGACCAAAAUUUAGUAUCUAACCAACCUACUCGUACUGUACCACCAAUACCAUCACAACCACCUCAAUCAAAUUACUUCAGUAGUUUGGCACCCUCUUCUUCACCCCAUUCAACAUCAUUACUUGAUGGCGAAAGAGAAUAUAACCUUAUCCAGGAGCUUUUGAAACUGAAUAUUGAAGGUUCGGUCCCAGCAGCUUCUAGAUCUCCAUCUGGAGUUGGUGCAUUAAAUCAUGGCUCUUCUAGUACAGUACCAUUGUCUGCUGGAAUACGAGAACCGGAUCGCCGAUUACUUCCGAUGAAACCUCCUGAAAAUAGUGCAUGUCCUAUGGGUAUGCACCAUGUUCCUGUGACAUUACCAUUCGAGCAACAAAUAAAUCCUCAUAUGAAUGUCAAUCGUCACCAGCCAUUGGAUAUGCUCAAAUGGUCACCUGCACCACCUUUGCGUCAAUGGGAUUUCAUGCAGAAAUCGGAUUUUGUUUCAGCAUUGCCUCGUCCAGUAAUCGGUCAGAGUGCUGUUUUGAAAAGGGGGUCAUCUACUCGGGAUGAUGGAGAAUUCAGUUCUCUCUUAGCAGAAAUAUUACAUCAUCGAGCCUUCUACGCACGCCUUUGUAGUAGUAUAUAUCAGAAUGGACAAUUGCCUUUACCACCAGCAUUCAAAUUAUACACUCCAUCGGUAGGUGUAUGCAAUAGUAGUUCUGCAAACGCGCUUGAACUACAGAUUCGUUUGGACGAGAGCACUGAACAAUAUCGUCAGCUGGAGAAAGAACGGAAGAAAACGGAAGCAGAGUUAGCGCGACAUAACCUGGGCAAAAAAAUAUCUUCAACCAAUAGUAUGCCCAUCCCUCGUCUUGUACAUGCUCCAUCAAGAGUUGAUCGUCUUAUUGUUGACUUUUUUAGGGAACAUGCACGUGUUGUAACAUUAUUAUCAAAGAUGGAACAACUCCGUGAAUCACCAUUACCACGUGACGUUCACAUGGCACUGCGUGAAUUGCUCGAUGCUGUCAAAGUACUGCAGCAAUGUAGAACCAAAGAAAGGAAUAUUAUAAUGCAGCAUUUACGUGGCGAAGUGGUUCGAUUCGGUGAUGAUCUAGAAUUAGGUAGAGUCAUGCAUGCAGUUUUUUUAUUCGUGAUGGAAACGAAUUCUUUAACAAAAGCGUUGGCGAAUAUUUGUAAAGCAGUAGUAAGAGCACGAGCAGCUAAUUGGUGUUCUCUAAUGUGGACAAUUGGCGCAGAUAUGGAAAGCGAAAAGCAUAUUGAGAGAAUUCUCAGUGCCAAUUUCCAAAUAGCUCCUCCUGAAAUCAAGCAUCGACCUAUUUGA